GCUUGCGUUUGAGCGCAUUCACAGGUAUGGAAAUCGGUCAAUUUUAUUACAAAAUCAGUUAAAUUUCGGACUGUACCGUAGAUUUAAGGUAAAGAAUAUUAAAUAGUUGUGCAUAUUGUGUUGAUGUGUAUAUGAAAGAUAUGUUGAUUUGUGCUGUGCACGGUUAUUUUUGCGACAAAGGCUGUCAUUUUGAUACCAAGAAUGGUGCUUCAAGAAUGGCGUCCCCCACAUGUGCCGAUGCCCUAUUGAGUUUCGCCUUGGCGGUGUUAAAAUUUGAUGACGUGAAAUGUUGAUAUGGCGUGCAAUAAUUCAUGUGUCUGUUGAUCGGUAGAGUUUACUGUAAAACCUUUAAAUCCUUGCGCUGUCUCAAAAACUUGACCAGUGAUUCAUUGUUCGUAAUUUUGCGGAUAACGCCGAAAUAACACCACCGCUGCUUGUAAAUAGAGGCUGUAAAUAUAAAAAUAAAUUUAGUUAACAAUGAGUUUGGGAGCGCGCGCCACCAAGUGUGGUGCGAAAGGCAAGGAGGGCAAACACGCCGCCGACAAGGGCAAGGGCGCAGAUAGACCACAGCCCAAGGAGAAGGCCAAACCGCAGGCGACUACAGAACAACUCCGAAUGGCACAUAUGAUCGACCGUAAAAGCGACGACUCGUCCGAGGUUCGACGAAUGGUCCUGGAGUUAAUGGAGAUGACCUGUAGGACUGAAGAUGAGGUUUGCUCCGCCCUACAUGACACAGACAACGACCUCGACGCCGCCUGCAACCUGCUACUUGAAGAAAGUCAACGGAUACAGGGCGAAUGGCAAACCAGAGAGAAGAAAAAGAAGAAACCUCCCGCCCCCGCCGGAAACGGCGAGGUCGAGCCGCGCGACCCGCGGAGCCGCUCCGGACCGAGAUCACGUCGCGGGGACACGGAGCGUCCGGAGCGCGGCGAGGGCUCGUGGCGGGGUCGCGGCGGGGGGCGGGGGAGGGGAGCCGCCCGGGGAGCGCGGGGGGGCGCGCGGGGCGGCAGGGGCAGACCUCGGGGGGCAAGAGAGCACGACUACACGCCCCUCGACAGCGGAUCCUCUCCACAAGGUGAAUACACUCUCGGACACCUGAGUAUUUUUUCAACCCAAAAAGGCUUAGAUCCAAAUGCAGGAGAUUCGUUCCCUGCAACGGAAGACUGGGACAACGAGGAGUGGUCAGGAUCUCUGUCCGAUACCAAGUGUUGCGGUGUGCAGGUGUUCAUCGCGAGCUCCAGCGCGCAGCUAGCCGCGUCCGACGCCGCGCCCGCCGCCCGCAGCGAAGACUGGGACACCCCGGAAACGCCUAAUGGCCCAACCGAAGGCCACAUUCCCACUUACACAUACCACAAUCCACAUCACCACAACAUUAUCGAGCAAGCGACGGUGAACGCGGGCAGUCGGCAGUCCCCGGUAGCGGAGCCCCCGGAGCCCUACAUACAUCAGCACACGCACCAGCCGAUGGGCAUGUCGGGGAGCCUGUCAGCCGCGCAGACGCAGUACCUCACGCAGCUCACCCAGCAGUCGCAGAGACAUGACAAUAGUGUAUACACUUCAAAUUAUGGUGUUUACGGGUCCACGGACAUCAGUGCUCAAAGGAAACCGCAGAGGGCGCGAGUCCCGCCACCUUCUAAGAUACCGUCAUCAGCCGUCGAGAUGCCGGGAGGGGAGAGCCCCGGAAUGUUCCUAGACGUGCAGUUUGGCGCUCUAGAACCUGACACGUUACACGACACCACGCCCACCAGCAAACCGCCGAACGCGACGCCCGAGCAGCCCGCCCCCGCGCCCCCCGCGCCCGAGCCCGCCGACCCGCCCGCCGCGCCCCCCGCGCAACUAUUGACUGAAACAAUCCCGGCAGUAGAGACGCCGGUCGCGGCGCCCGCAGAGCCCGCCGCCGCCGCCGCUGCCGCUGCCGCAUCGUCGUUGGAGAAGCAGCUGAGCGCGUCGAUGAAGCAGCUGAGCGUGUCGGGGAGCGAGCCGCUGCCCGCCGCGCCCGCCCCGCAGCACUACGCGCACCACCGCCCGCCCAAGCUUACGAAGGCCGGGGAACAAACCCCUCACACGACCACGGUCACGCAGGCGGCGUCGGCGGCGGGCGCGCAGAACGUGUACGCGCACCACGCCGUGUCGCACCACCCGCCCGUGUACGGCGCCAGCGUCUACGCGCCGCCGGUGAACUCAACGAACGCGUCGCUAACUGGCGCUUCAGCAAUGGCCGCCACGGCCUACCCCUCAAGUGUAACUCUGACUCAAUUUCAGCCCAUCAUGAACUCAUACCAGACAUCGUCGUCGGGCGCGGUGUACGGCGGCAGCGCGCUGUACACUGCGGCUCCGUACACCGCCUACCAGCCACCGGCACAACCUAAGAUCCAACCCAAAGAGCAUCAGUAUGACAACUCAGUAGCGUCGAGCAACAGUUUGACGAGUACGUCCACCACGCAGACGUCGACAGCCAAGAUUACGACGACUACAGUAGGAGCCGCGGCAGGAGUGGGGGGCGCGUACGCAGGAGGAGCGUUGUACAGCGGGGCCACCACUACCCCCUACGCCGCGUACGACGACCAGCUCAUGAGGUCCACGCAUCCGCACCAUAUGGGCGGCUACUACGAGGUGGGCUACGGAGCCCGGGACGGCGCCUUCGGACUCAGCGCGGGCGACAGGUUCGGGCGCACCGACGCCGCCUCCCCGCAGCAGGUCCCGGCAGCCGCUCUACCUCCGGGAUACGCGUACUUCGCGUACCAACCGCCUCCCACCACAUACCAAUACGGAGUGUAUCCCACGUACGGCGGCGGCUCGGCGGUGGGCGGCGGCGGCAAGGUCGGCUCCUACGCGCAGCAGCAGCAGCCCGCCUACGACGCGCAGGACAACUACAAGCCCGCUAACAAAGGAAGACAAGGCCACGGGCCACCCGACGGCGCGCAGUACACUGGCGCGGCCGGCAAGACCGCGGGCGCCGCCGCAGACCUGGGCGCCGCAAUGUACGCCAAGACGCACGUCACGCUCAACAAGGUUAACAGUUACGACAAGGCGACGUUCCAGAGCGGCACCCCGCCGCCCUUCGGCGCCUCGCACCUGUACAUCCCCGCGCCGCCGCACCACCACCACCACCACCACCAGAUGGAUGUUCGGGUGAACAAUAAUCAUAAUAGGCGGGAGAGUGGUUCGGGGGGGGCUCGCUCAUCGUCAAGCAAACCCGCCGCCAGCAAGCCGAACUACUCACAGUCGUACUGGGCGCCCAACUAGCUGCUACAGACACGGAGUUCGUCAGUAGCGAGACGCAUGUACAUAGAUAACGGAGCGUCC
Molecule: messenger RNA, 3306 nt
Organism: Bombyx mori (domestic silkworm)
Lineage: Eukaryota; Metazoa; Arthropoda; Insecta; Lepidoptera; Bombycidae
Gene: lig
Product: protein lingerer
Exons: 31
Coding region: 478-3246 (922 amino acids)
Cellular component (GO): nucleus; cytoplasm
Molecular function (GO): protein binding
Source: RefSeq, a predicted model, not a curated record